Molecule: messenger RNA, 1009 nt
Organism: Diatraea saccharalis (sugarcane borer)
Lineage: Eukaryota; Metazoa; Arthropoda; Insecta; Lepidoptera; Crambidae
Source: the annotation of a GenBank genome assembly
UAUGGUUUGAAAUGAAAGGAGAAAAUUUAAAAAUCCCUAUAUGAUUGUCUAUGUUCAUAGACAUAAACUAUGGCCAGUAUUUAUGUAUUAUCUAUGCAGUAAAGUGACGUCAAUAUUACUUUUCGCUAGUCUGUACUUUUCCCUAUGAGUGACGUUGACGGCACCGAAUUUUAAAUUAUUAUUGUUUUGUGUAGAGGCAAAAACUACUGAUAAAUAGUAUUUAUUUAUAAAAGAAAUUAAAAACCCGUAAUCACAUAACGAAAAUGGCAGAUCUUGCUCCUCAAGAUCAGGAACAACAAGUAAAAAAACUGAAAAGGCUUCUCGAGGGAUGGCGCAUGGCUUUGAUACCACUAAAAUCUGUCAUUUUAUGGGAACAGCAAUGGCACCCUUGUGCUAUUAUCGGCAGUAUAAGUUUCCUGUACAUUGUUAUCUGGCUUCUAGAUCUUAAUUCUCUAGCAACAGUGGCUGUAUUGGGCCUCAUUUUCAACUUCAUUGAUUUCAUAGUACCUGUUGUAAGCAACUCUUUGUAUGGUCCAAGUGCAUGGACUGGACAGAAAGAAAAGAUGUUUGAAGAGAUUUGCAGGAGUAUUAUCAUACAAUACAAUAAACUUAUGCAACAGAUGUGGUCAUUUUAUUCAUUGAGGGAUACAAGCCCUUGUAUGUAUUACAUAAUUUCCAUUGGAAUGCUGUGCACCUUGGCAUGGGUGGCUUCUACCAUAAAUAAUAUCUUCCUACUCUAUGUUUUAUCAGUGGUGAUGCUGAUGUGGCCCGGGGUCCAACACAGAGGAGCUUUAAAUUCUUUACUGUCGCUAAUUAAUAUGGCACCAAAAAUGAUUAAAUCUGAGUAGAAUUUCUAUGCAUCUAUGUUUUAAGUUUCUUUUUAAUCAUGUGAUGAGUCUGGUCAGUAGGUAAGAUUUUAAGUUUUAAAUAAGUUUAUUUUAAUGAGCUUUAAAGUGGUGUAGCAUUAUCAUUGGUUAAAUUAAAAUUGUGUAUCUUAAAUUAUUUCAUU